ACGAUGACCUCGCGCUGCUCGCCCUCGGCCUCGUCUCGUCGAUGGCCUCGGACCAUCUCGCGGCCAAGUGCGCUGACGCGUCGCUGCUCGCGAUCCUGCUGCCGGUCGCCGACCGUGUCCAGGACGCCAACUACAUGCGCUUCGCAUGCGCUGUCAUGGAGCAGAGCCUCGAGCUGCUCCACGAAGUGUCGCCUGCUGUAGUGCUUGGCGUGCUGGAACCGCUCGUGCAGACGAUCUGCCUUCCGCUGCUGACGAGCGACGCGACGCCAGCUGCCGUCGUCGACCCGGUGCUGCGUCUCUUGCUGUACGCGCUCGGAAUGCCGACGUCGUCCUCGGCACCGUGGCUCGGGCAUCUCGAAGGUACUCUGCUCAGCAGCUUUGCGGGCACCGUCGACGCCGCGUGGCUCGGUCCCGUCGUCGAGAUCCUCUUCCAGCGCCGGCUCGUGUCCAGUGGCUUUGUCCGGAGCAUCGUCGACGUCUGCAAGACGAUCUUGUGUCAAGCCGACUACGCGCACUUUCGCCAAGCCGUGUUUGGCUGCAUCGUGCCGCAGAUCCUGUCGUACGACGACGGAACCAGCGCUGCGCUGCUCACGGAGCACAUUUUCGCCGCCCACGACCGCAUGCAGCUCCACGACGUGCUCUUGACCGCAUGCAGCUCCACGACGUGCUCUUAA
This is a messenger RNA of Saprolegnia parasitica CBS 223.65, 674 nucleotides long. RefSeq lists its product as hypothetical. Bases 42 to 674 code for a protein of 210 amino acids. NCBI's taxonomy places the organism in Eukaryota, Oomycota, Saprolegniomycetes, Saprolegniales, Saprolegniaceae. The record is from RefSeq and is a predicted model, not a curated record. The transcript has 3 exons.